UCGUUUAGCGACUCGAACUCACAUUGAGAAACUAUGUGAAAAGAGAGAGAGAGAGAGAGAGAGAGAGAGAAAGAGAGAGCAUCAGAAAAAAAGGUAGACAGACGCUCUACAGUCAUUUGAAGAUUUUCUAGCGCUCUGUAGACAUCAGCAUCCGUGCACAAGCCGCUGAGGAUUAUUCAUUUUUCUUUUAUUUAACCUUACGACCAGUACUUGAAUUGAAGUGUAUCAAAAAUAGUUUACAGGUAUAUAAAAAAGAGAUUUCUGGGGGGUGAGGGAAGUUUUGAGGACUUUUAUUUUUUCACAUUUUUUUCACUUAGAUAGACGAGUUUGAAAUUGUCAUCAGCUUUCCCACGUGCUUAUACUAGUCUGACAAGUUCACGGCACUUUGUCGUUCCUCCAAAAAAACAAAACAAAACAAAACAAAAAAACAACUCCAACAUCCACAGAGGAAUUUGGUUUUAAAAUGAUGUGCCAAAGUCUUACUUCGACUUAUUUCUAUUUGGAUACAAUUAAUUAAGAUCCCAACUUUUCUCACCUUUACUGAACUUUUAUCAUUUAGUUUAUGCGAGAGAUAAACUGCAGCUGCUGACCGGUCAUUCAUUUAGCUUAUCAUUUAGUGAAAUACCUGUAGAUUAGAAAAAGUCGGUGCAGCGCACGUUCCAUUCUAAAGAAAGGCUGAACUCGACUCCAGCUUUCUCGGACACUCGUCGCAAUAUGCUCUUCGGGAGUUUGGACCUGGUGUCUGCGCUGGCCACGCUGGCCGCGUGCUUGGCCUCAGUGGCGCUCCUGAUCGCCGUGUCUCAGCAGCUGUGGCAGCUCCGCUGGACCGCCACGCGGGACAAGAACUGCAAACUGCCUAUGCCAAAGGGCUCCAUGGGCUUCCCUAUCAUCGGCGAGACGUGCCACUGGCUGGUCCAGGGUGCAGGGUUCCAUGCUUCGAGGAGGCAGAAGUAUGGUAACGUGUUUAAAACUCACUUGCUGGGCCGUCCAGUGAUCCGAGUGACGGGAGCAGAGAAUGUACGGAAGGUGCUGAUGGGGGAACACAGUCUAGUGAGUGUGGACUGGCCCCAGAGCACCAGCACUCUUCUAGGACCCAACAGCCUUGCCAACUCCAUUGGAGACAUCCACCGCAAGAAGAGAAAGAUCUUUGCUAAAGUCUUCAGCCAUGAGGCUCUAGAGAGCUACUUGCCUAAGAUCCAGCAGGUGAUCCAGGAGACUCUACGUAUUUGGAGCUCCAACCCAAAUCCCAUCAAUGUGUACCGUGAGUCUCAGUACCUGUCCUUUCAGAUGGCUGUCCGUGUGCUCCUUGGUUUCCGCAUUUCAGAUGAAGAGAUGCACUUCCUUUUCCACACCUUCCAGGAGUUUGUGGACAAUGUUUUUUCAUUGCCCAUUGACUUGCCCUUCAGUGGUUACAGAAAGGGCAUUCGUGCAAGGGACACACUUCAGAAGGCCAUCGAGAAAGCCAUCAGGGAGAAGCCACUGUGUACACAGGGGAAGGACUACUCUGAUGCCUUGGACGUGCUUCUGGAGAGUGCCAAAGAAAAUGGGACAGAGCUCAGCAUGCAGGAGCUAAAGGAAUCCACCAUUGAGAUGAUUUUUGCUGCCUUUGCCACUACGGCCAGUGCCAGCACCUCUCUGGUCAUGCAGUUGCUGCGGCACCCAGCGGUGUUGGAGAAGAUGCGUGAGGAGCUGCGCAACUGCGGCCUUCUGCAUGACGGCUGUUUGUGCCAAGGUGAACUGCGGCUUGACAGCAUCUGCAGCCUCAAGUAUCUGGACUGCGUCAUCAAGGAGGUGUUGCGCCUUUAUGCACCAGUGUCAGGGGGAUACCGCACUGCCAUGCAGACCUUCGAACUUGAUGGUGUGCAAAUACCUAAGGGUUGGGGUGUUAUGUACAGCAUCCGAGACACUCAUGACACGUCAGCCGUUUUUAAGGACGUGGCGGCCUUCGACCCCGAUCGCUUCAGUGCAGAGCGCAGUGAGGACCGCGAGGGCCGCUUUCACUACCUGCCCUUUGGAGGUGGUGUGCGCUCAUGCCUGGGGAAACAGCUGGCCACACUCUUCCUCAAGCUGUUGGCCGUAGAGCUGGCUGGGGGGAGCCGCUUCGAGCUGGCCACGCGGACGUUCCCACGUCUGGUCUCCGUCCCCGUGGUCCACCCGACUGAUGGCCUCCGAGUCAAGUUCUUUGGCCUAGACUCCAACCAGAACCAGAUAAUGUCCAAGACAGAUGAGAUGCUUGGUGCCACUGUGUGAGAGGGGAAAGGUGGAGGAAGUGGAUGAGAGAGUUAUUUUUUCAAGCGGCAAAAAUCUAGUGAGUUGAUAGAGACACUCUUCUUUGUCAGUUUCAAGAUGUCAUUUUUGUUUGCCAAAAAUGUACAGUCUAUCUUUUUCUAUAAAAAUAUAAAAGGUAUAAUAAAAAAAAAACAUAAA
Molecule: messenger RNA, 2427 nt
Organism: Hemibagrus wyckioides
Lineage: Eukaryota; Metazoa; Chordata; Actinopteri; Siluriformes; Bagridae
Gene: cyp26b1
Product: cytochrome P450 26B1
Exons: 6
Coding region: 715-2250 (511 amino acids)
Biological process (GO): sterol metabolic process
Molecular function (GO): oxidoreductase activity, acting on paired donors, with incorporation or reduction of molecular oxygen; iron ion binding; heme binding
Source: RefSeq, a predicted model, not a curated record